Messenger RNA from Nymphaea colorata (pocket water lily), 1987 nucleotides. Its product is annotated as zinc finger CCCH domain-containing protein 13-like. The transcript is spliced from 12 exons. The coding region runs from base 311 to 1711 and encodes 466 amino acids. The record is from RefSeq and is a predicted model, not a curated record. Gene Ontology annotation, molecular function: metal ion binding. Lineage: Eukaryota; Viridiplantae; Streptophyta; Magnoliopsida; Nymphaeales; Nymphaeaceae.
GUGCCCUCGUCCGCUCUCCCGGAGUUCUGCCUUCGCACUUCGGUUAACUCCAGGAAACUUUUCUCCCGCCAUACGUCCUCCUCCUCGCGCUUGUGCGGCGCUCCAUUUUUCUCUUCCGUGGGUUCUCAGGCUUUGAUUCAUCGCAUAGGAGCUCUCGUGGGAGAUGCCAUUUCUGAUCUAGGUCUUUGAAGGAUUUGAUCUAAUAAUUGGAGCACGUGAUUGUUUAAUGUUGCAAGUUCUCAUUCCAAACCAGGAUCCUUUUCUUCUAUUGUGGCUUUGAAUUUUCCAAGUAUUGCACACUUAUUUCAACAUGGUGGAACGCAAGUUAUACAAAACCAAGUUAUGCAUCCUAUUUCAAAGAGGCCGCUGUCCGCGCGAGAGCUGUACAUUUGCCCAUGGAGAAGCUGAACUUAGGAGGUUCUCUGGUGGUGUUAAGAGGGAUUUCCGAGGUAGUGACUUGAGGGAGAGACUUGACAGGCGACAAUCACCUCGUGGAAGGUCUACCUUGAGACGAUACCCUAGAGGAAGACAUGCAUUUCAUGAUCAGAGACAUGAUAGGGGGUACAGUCCUUCUCGCUCGCCUGGAAACGAAAGUGAGAGGAGAAACUCAAAACGGCAGCAUCUGAAUAGCCAUAGUGAUAUUUCUGAUAGCGUAAAUUCAUUGGAUGAUGAUGGGGAUCAAAGAAAGAAAACAAACAUUUACCCAAAUGAUGACAAAGAUAUUUUGGAAGUACAGUUAAAGCAAGCUCAAUUGGAUAUUGAAAUGCUUGAUGAUCACAAAUGUGAGCUAGAGGAUUCCUUGAAGAAGACAAAAGAAGAAGCUGACAGACUUGCUACAAGAAAUGAGGAACUUGAAAACCAACUGAAGCAAGUGCAUGAAGAUUGUAAAAGGAUUACUUCAAAAAUAAAAAAAUUCGUGAAAGCUCAGAGCCGUUAUGCAAGCGCCCAAGAUGAAUUGAAAAGGGCGCAAGCGCGGCUGGAAAAACUGGGAGGUCAAAUGGCGUCAAUCAUUGCAAAACCUAUUCCAAAUGAGGAAGAUUCAAGUAUUGACAUCAUCAGUGAUGAAGAUGCAGAUAAUCAUGGUCAGUUGAGCCCUGGAAUCAAGCAGCAGAAUAAAGUCUCUCCAUUCAAGAAAAGGUUGUGUAUCAGCCAUCCUUCUGGCGAAGAAACUAAAUCUGCAAAUCCAAGGAAACAAGAAGCCAAUGAUAGAUUGGUGCUGCAGUCUGAGAAAAGUGGCAAAGAAGCUCAGGGAGGAUCAUCAUCUCUAUCUUUGAGAAAAAAAAAUUAUAAACAUUCAGUAGAUCUAAACAUACCUGCUUGGGAGAAACUCACGCUUUCUGCUGUUCCAUCUCAAGAUAAGCCAAAAGGAUCAGAUUUAGGGCAUGGACUACCAUCAACUGGUAUGGCUGCGAACGUGGAGGAUGAACUCGUUGAAGCAAUUGAGGUUGAUGGAAAACCUGAAUUAACAGAUUCUAUAAACAUUUCAACAACCGGUUCAGUUGCCUCUCUGGACCCUGCUUCUGCUAAGCAUGGUCAAGGCAGUCUCUCACAUCUUCAAUUACCAGCAAAUCCUCAGAAUGCCUAUGACAAGUACAAGAGGGAUGAUGAAGAUGAUGAAGAUGUGGAUGUGGAUGGUGACGAGGAUGGCGGUGUUGUUCAUAAUGGUGUAGGUGGGAUCGAUCUAAAUGCCAAAGUUGGAGUUGUUCACUAGCCAGAACGCAGCAAACGAGUAAGGGAACUGAAAGAAGAAAAAUGAAUCUAUGCAAUAACUGCAAUCCUUUCUGGCUUGUUAAGAUGUUAUAUAGAUAAUGAUACUAAACACCAUCAAUUGCUGAUUAGGUUCAUACGUAUUGAAGUGGUUCUUGUAUCUCUUUGCUUCUGAUGGUUGGUAAGGAUAUGUUUCAGCUUCCUUAGUGUGAGGAUCUUGUAACGUCGGAACAGAUGAUAGCAACCCUAUGACAAUGCUUCCGCACUUUAUUUCUAGCAA